CAGAUUGCUCUCUGCUUUUCAACUGGUAAUAUGCCCACGACAACUGAGGAUUAUGAAAAACGCCAGAAAUUUAGACCUCCUUCCGGUCAGGUAGGCCUACUGUUCAUCAACUUAACUUUAUAGUAAACUUAAUCAUACGGAAGAGCUAAUUUAAGAGCGUUAAGAGCUUUUGUUUUACGUAGUAUCUAAGAAAAUUAUCUUUUAAAAUCCAGAAGCUAGUAUUGGAGUGUAUUUUCUUUUAAAAUCAAUCAGAAGAUAACAUAUUUCAUUAAAAUGCUUAUCAGUUAUGUCAAAAUACAAAGACUUGCGUUUAAAAGAGAGACUUCAAUGUUCAAAAUGCCCAAGUAAAUAACAGAUAACUGUUAUUCUUGUAGAUAUACAAGACAGACAAUGAAUGUAAGACAAUUUUAUCUCUUCAUCAACUCCUCUCUAAAAUUAUUUUCUGUGAAAAUCUCUUUCAUAUAAAAGAGAAAUGCGAUAUUUACUAUUUUCUAUAUACGAAACAAGAUGAAUUACACUCUCUUACUAUAGAGAAAAAUUUUCACAUAUACUAAUUCUUAUAACUCAUUAAUAACCCUAAACAUGAGGGUCAGAUUAUCAAUGUAAAUUCUAUCAAAAACACUUUUUUGUGAUAUGUUACGUUCGUUAGAUUUUAUUGGAUUUUCUUAUUAAGAAAAGGUUCUUAUUCGACGUUAAACAACCUCGUGUAAAUAUUAUGCAUGAAUUAGAUUGGACGGUUUUAUUUGACUUAUUUACGAAGCCAUGCUGUUGCCUGGUGAUAAUUGUUUUUAAAAAAACUUUUGAAUUGUAUUGCAUUUUCGUUCUGAACAAUUUAAUUAUCAUUUCUUUGAAAUGUUGGCUGAUCUACAUAUCUAUGUUGUACCAGUUGAUCUGUGGAGGAGUCAUCUUCGAAGUGCGGAUAAUGCCGUUAUUGAAAAAACAGUUUCUGCAGGAUAUGUUAGAGUUCAUCCAGACGUUUCCAUUUACAAUUUAAGGGAAGAAAUAGAAGCUCAGUUGGGUAAUGAAGAUAUUAUUCCAAAGGAAUUCAUCUUUCUCAAAAGCGUUGGAAGAUGUCUAACAAAGGUGAAACUCAGGCAGGAAUAUUCGACGAAAGUGAAACAUUUUUUACCUCCUCAUGCUUAUCUACCGGAAAUAUUUCUUCUGGAAGCUCUUCCUGAAUGGAGAGAAUGCUAUACAAGUAGAUCAUCUUCCGAGCAUUCGGAAAGUCGAAAUUGGAAUGCUUACAAACCUGUUCCACCAAUAAGAGAUGGUGUGUACCGUAAUCAUGUUUCCGUUCAAACAGGCAAUUGGAAAGUAGAAAGACAUCCUGUUAGAUCACCAAUUAACAAGUAUUCAAUAGGGACACAAACAAAUGGUGUUCUCUAUAAAUCACCAUCCAUUCCGAAACUACAUUCCGAAACUCCAAUUAAAACUAGUCACGAAUCCCAGUCUACCCAAACUUACUAUAGAAGUCCAAUUCAAACACCAAUUAUGCCAAAAAAUAGCGACAUUGCCGUUCAAACAAUGCGCGUUCAGAGCCCUGAACAGCGUUGGCGAAACUACGCUGUGCAAACUGAGGAAUAUGUGGAGGAAUCAAUGUUUCUUGUAGGUACUCCACCUGUCCAGAAUUCCUAUUUACCACCCGUCAGUGCAACACCUCCAAGGACUCCUUCCCCGAAAUAUAUUGAUGAGGAUGCGGAGAGGAGACGCCUGGAGGAGUUAAGACGCUUAAGAGAAGAAGAAGAGCGCAGAAGAAGAGCUUUGGAAGAAGAGUUGCGUCGACAGAGAGAGCUUGAGGAGCUCGAAAGAUUAAAGAGGAGGAAGACUCCAGAACUUAUUAAACAAUCACCAAUUCCGCCUAUUCAACCGGAACCAAAACCAGAACCAGAACCAGAGCCAAAACCCAAUUUAAGUUUACAGUCCGCGCCAAAACAACGAUCACCAACACCACCUCCAUCAAAUCCAACUCCUCCUCCUCCUCCUCCUCGUCUUCCUCCCUCUCCACCAACUCCAGAACCAUCUCCUUCUCAAAAAAUAGUUGAAUUGAAACAUAAAGACCCUCCCUUAGAGAAACCAAACGAAAGUAUUAUUCCUAAUCCUAAAAAAAUAGAAACUUUACACAAGCCAGAACCAGAACCUGAAACUUUGCCAACUCAACCACUUCCUACAUCAUCUAGAAAAUCUAAUAAAAAAGAGCAAGUCCACACCACCGUGAAGAGGACGCCCACGCCACCUCCGCCUUCGCCAAGAUUAGAUAAAGUGAACGAAAAAAAUCGCCUUCUAGCGGAACUUCAAAGAAUUCGAGAAGAGAGGGAAGAGAUUGAAUUAAAACGAGAAGAAUUAAUGCGUAAAUGCAAGCUGCUGCAUUCAAAGUUUACUAACAGGAGAGAUCAGGCAAAAAAUAUUUGGAAACAAAAAUACUAUGAGCAAAAGAAGAAAACUCCACCAAUUGAGGAGAAAUGUGCAAAGUUAAAGCUGGAAUUGGAAUCUACACAUAAAAGACUUAUGAUACAGAUGGAAGGAAGGGAGAAGGAUGGAAGAAAAUUAAAUCUGGACAAGCCGUCCGAACACAUGAACUUGCGUUUGCAAGCAACGAGGACUCAGCACUUUAUAGACGAUUUACACAGAAAAAUCGAAAAUAUUAAAAUGAAGCUUACAGCAGAAAUGAAACUUCGCCACCAAGCUGAAACUGAACAGAGAGCUUUAAGGGCUGAAUUAACGCAGAAAAAAAUUAACGUAACCCUAUCGCGUAAUCAACGACUAGAACAACUGAAAACUCAGGAUGCUCUUCCGUCUCAUCGUUCGCCAAUAACAACGUCUCGUUAG
Molecule: messenger RNA, 2826 nt
Organism: Dimorphilus gyrociliatus
Lineage: Eukaryota; Metazoa; Annelida; Polychaeta; Dinophilidae
Source: the annotation of a GenBank genome assembly